Messenger RNA from Adelges cooleyi (spruce gall adelgid), 2211 nucleotides. RefSeq names its product interferon-related developmental regulator 2 (gene Ifrd1). The record is from RefSeq and is a predicted model, not a curated record. NCBI's taxonomy places the organism in Eukaryota, Metazoa, Arthropoda, Insecta, Hemiptera, Adelgidae. Bases 403 to 1680 code for a protein of 425 amino acids. The transcript is spliced from 8 exons.
CAAAUAUAUAUUAUUCCAUAAUUGCUUCAAUAGUUGCAUGAUAUUCCGUCCCCACCGUUUUUUGUCUACAGUGUAUAUUGUUGUCUCACUAUAGUCUGUUAACAGGCAGCUGCUAGAAUAGCCACAUAAUCACUCACUCUACACGCGUACAUUGGUUUUGCGUAACGUAAUCUCCAUUGGUGACUAGAUGUUUUAAAAAUAAUAUUGUUUUUUUAACGCGCCAGUAUAGUGUGUGUUGCCCAUCCCGACAGCUGGCAUGAUGUGCAUGGUUUUCAACAGUCGCAACAAACAUAUAGUAUUAUCGAACGUGACAAUUAUCACCCUCGAAAAAACGAAUUUUCACCGACCGUCGUCGAAGAAAUCUGAUUAUACCACAAACGCCAUAUACGCGCGGAUACGACAAUGCCCCGAGGAAAGCGCAGGCAACAUAGGACUGCUAUAGAUGUAUUAGGUGGAAAAGGACGUGAUAUUGACAUAUCUGAUGAUGAAUCAUAUAAUGAUAAUGCAAGUGUAAUCAGUAAUGCCUCUUGCAGCACAUCAGUUGAUGAAUUCUCUUGUGCAGCAACAGAAGAUACUGAAGAUCAGCUUUUAAAUGAUGCUUUUGAAGAGAAAUUAGGUGAUGCAAUUGAUGGUUUGACACAAAAAUCUGCACAAGGCCGUACGACUAGUUUUGAAUUUGUUUAUAAUGUCUUUUGUAAAAAGUUUAUUCCAGAAUACAUUAUUAAUAGACGUAUGACAAUUACUGAUUCUAUUGAACGAGCUCUGAGAAAAGGCGGAGAUAAUGAAAAAGCAGCUGCAGCUAAUUUAGCUUGCCUUUUAUGUAUACAGUUAGGUUCUAUUGAUGUCGCGGAAGAUAUAUGUCAAGAACUCUUACCUACUCUAAUGUUUGUUGCUAAUGAUGAAUCAGUUCCUUUGCUUGCACGAGAAAAAUGCUGUUUAGCUAUAGCAUUGUUAACAUUUAUAACUUGCAAUGAAAAAAUUGAUGCAGCAAUGCAGCUAUUGCGUAAUUUAUGGAAUCGUUUAAUCCAUUCAACUACUAUUACAGCCCCUGCAGCUUCCUUAUAUUCAACUGCUUUAUCUUCUUGGUGUUUACUUUUGUCAACUAUAUCAAUUAGAAAUUCUUCUGCAAUACCUACUCUUUCAGAAUUGAGCGUUCUCUUGGACUCUGCAUAUUUAGAAGUAAGAAUGGCUACUGGUGAACUAUUAACAAUUUUAUUGGAAAUGGCACGUGAAUGUGAAGAUAUGGAUGAAUAUGAGCCUGACGAAGAACUUAUUACAAAAUUACGUGAACUAGCGACUGAUUCACAGAAGUCUAGAGCUAAAAAAGAUAGAAAAACCCAAAGAUCCAAUUUCAGACAAAUUCUUCAUUAUGUUGAAUUAGAUGAACCUCCUAACAUUCAAAUUCGUUUUGGACAAGAAAUAUUAUCUAUGAACACAUGGACAAAAAAAAAAGAAUAUGAUGUAUUAUGCCAAGCAUUAGGUUCGGGUAUGAAUCUACAUAUGACUGAAAAUGAUCUUGUGCGAGACAUUCUAAAUCUUGGCCCCAAAUUAUGUCAAACUAAAUUAUUAAGCAACAAACAGUCAAAACUUGAAAGGCAACAAAUUAAUGCAGCUAAUUUCAAAGUACGCACCAAAUCCCGAGCAAAAGUACGUGACAAACGAACAGCUUUUAUUGAUUAAAACAUCAAAAUAUACUGUUAUUAAAAAUUAAAUAAUGUUUUAAGGUUUAAGCGUGCAUGUGAUAAAUAUGUUAAAUUCUUAUAUAUUUUGUUUACUCACUUCACAAACUUAAUAUCUUUAUAUUAAAAAAUUCUUUUUUCAAACUGUUUGGGGUUAUUUUAUUUGUUAUUUACUUUACUAUUGAUUUUUCAAAAAAACAGUAUAAAAACUUACUCUGAAAAAAAAUUUUAAUAAUGGUAAAUUAUUUUAGUUUGCUAGAAAUUGUAGUUAUAAUUGAAAUACAUAUAAUUAGUAGCUGGGUAUUUUUUUUUUUUUGUUAACCACACCUUUAUGCAUGCAAAUAAUAAUUUGUAAUAUUGUUGUAAGCUCUUAGCAUCUGUUGUAACUUAUUACUGCCAUUGAUUUUUACAUAAUAUGUUAAGACUGACAAAUAUGUUACUGAUUAUUGAACUAAAAACCUAAUCUCAGGUAAUGGGAUGAAAACGACUCAUUAAAUAUCUUAAAAUAUACUGAAUGAAAUGAAAUUAUUUA